UAAGAUCCCUCUCCUGAGGGGUGUCGGAUAUCCUGCGGGCUCUCAGGUGACCCGUCACCUGGUCACGCUCUUCAUUAAUUCAGCGGGUGAACUCUGGCACCGAGAGCCCCGGCCGUGUCGCAGGAGUCCCGGAAGAGCGCGGAAUCCAGGCAGAUGCAGGACGGAGGAUCCGCGGGCCUGCUGGCGACGGGUCCGGCGGGCGCAGGGGAGGAGGCCGUCCGCGAGGCCGUGCCUUCGGCGCCUCCGCUCCCCUCCUCCCCGGGAACGCCCGCCCGGACCCGGCCCAGGCUGGUGUUCCACACCCAGCUCGCUCACGGCAGCCACACGGGCACCAUCCACGGCUUCACCAACGUCAAGGAGCUGUACGUCAAGAUUGCAGAGGUGUUUCUCAUCUCGGCUUCAGAGAUCCUGUUCUGUACACUGAACACACAUAAGGCGGACAUGCAGAAACUGCUGGGGGGACAGAUCGGUCUCGAGGACUUCAUCUUCGCCCACGUGAGGGGGGAAACAAAGGAGGUGGAGGUCACCAAGACGGAGGAGGCGCUUGGCCUGACCAUCACAGACAACGGCGCAGGAUAUGCUUUCAUUAAGAGAAUCAAAGAGGGAAGUACCAUUGACAAGCUGAAGACAGUAUGUGUAGGCGACCACAUUGAGGCCAUCAACGAAUGCAGCAUCGUUGGGUGCAGGCACUAUGAGGUGGCCAAGAUGCUGAAGGAGCUGCCCAGAGGAGCACCCUUCACCCUCCGCCUGGUGGAGCCUAAGAAAGCCUUUGAUAUGAUUGGCCAGAGAACGAAGGCACCCAAGUCCGGUGAGGGAAAGAUGACGAGUGGGAGAGAGACCCUCCGCCUUCGAACCACGGGGGCUGCCACUGUACAGGAAGAGCCGGACGAGUUCGAGGAGAGAGCUGUGAAGACAGUGGAUGACCUGCUAGAGAGUUACAUGGGCAUCCGGGACCUGGAGUUGGCGGCCACUAUAGUGGAGGCAGGCAAAGACAAGAAGAACCCAGACGACUUUGCCCAGGCUCUGGAUUCGGUUCUGGGGGACUUUGCCUUCCCGGACGUGCUGUUGCUGGAUGUGUGGAGCGCCAUUGGGGAUGUGAAAAGUGGAUGAGGAGAGGUGACCACAUGCUCUAAAUCAUGGGGGUGGGGCAGGUCUCUAACACACACAAUGUAUGCAUGUACUGUACAAUACUCUUUAACUUUCAAAAGGGCUUUAAUGGAUUUUCUAGUAGUAGCUUUCAGAAAUUACUGACAAUCCACACCGGGAGGUGUGCUUCCCUUGGAAAUGAACAACUAACUUAAUUCAUGUUAAGGUCUGUGGUAGCAGUAUUAGUCUGAACAACAAUCAUGAUGUUCGUAGUCUGAAAAUGCACUUUAUCCACUGCAAGAUUAGGCAUAAUGAUUAAAGAAAUAUGAUUUCCAGGGCUACACAAAUUGGAAAUUUAAGCCUUGGCUCUCGCACACCCGUAAACAAUAUAAAAUUUUCCUUAAAUGAUUUGCUUUCAUGGAACACCUCUGCUUUAUUGAAAUUCCCUGGAUGAUUUUCUGAUUUGCACAGUUAGCUCUGUAGGCCUUUGCUUUAACACCAAAUACCAUUGCUGCUGUAAACCACAAGAAAGAUUAUACAACCAUGCACACAACCAAAC
Messenger RNA from Anguilla rostrata (American eel), 1645 nucleotides. RefSeq names its product PDZ domain-containing protein GIPC3-like. The transcript has 6 exons. The coding region runs from base 154 to 1110 and encodes 318 amino acids. The record is from RefSeq and is a predicted model, not a curated record. Gene Ontology annotation, molecular function: protein binding. NCBI's taxonomy places the organism in Eukaryota, Metazoa, Chordata, Actinopteri, Anguilliformes, Anguillidae.